AACAAAUUGCAGAAAAGGACAAAAUUAAAUUUCAUUUGAGGUGAAUUUCAUGUGAAUUUACAUUUACGUGCAUCGUCUACACGAGAAUCGGAUCAACACCUUAUCCGUGUGUCCCACUGAUUUAUUCUAUAAAUACUCUUUCAUAGUCUCCCCAUUUCUUUGCUUCAGUAUAGGGCAUUGCGCUGAAAAAGUCUCCGAGAGAGAGAAAGUCAGUGAGAAGUGUGUGAGAGAGAGAGAGCGGAGGAAGAGCUUGUCAGGUUUCCAUUUCCAGUACAUUCUGCAGAGCAUCCGGGGCAAGGCGAGUGGGGUGUGCAUAUCUUCUCAAACUCAAGUUUUCUGAAUAACUGAACCAAUGGAGGUACUUGGAAAAUCUAUGGUAGCAGUGCCUACAAAUGUUAUAUAUCUGUCAACUAUUCUUGGCCAAGAUGGCCCAAACCCUGUUCACAAGUGUGAUUCGAAAUGUGAAAAUGAACAUGUGUGUGGGAAUAUGUACCGCUGCCGUCUAACUGGGCUGACACACAUUUGCGACAAAAACUGUAACCAGCGAAUAUUAUAUGAUAACCAUAACUCUCUUUGCAGAGUUAGCAGACAGAUUUUCCCAUUAACACAAGCUGAAGUGCAGGCUGUGAGAGGUGUACGGAGGAAGUUUGAUGCUGAUAGUUCCCCUUCUGAUAGCUGUGCCUUUAAGCGCAGAAGGGAUGCCCAUUUCCACCCAUCACCAUUUGAGAGAUCUUUCACUGCUGUUAGUCCCAUUUGCAGUCAAGUUGGAGAUGGCAUGGACAUGAACUAGAUUGAAUAAAUUUCCAUCCUUUCAUUUGUUUAAAUGUCCUGUCUUUUAGGACAGGAUUAGUAACAAUUUCAUAAUUUGCAUGGCAGACUUGAUUGUCUUGCCAUUUUGUAGGAGGACUUAUAUUCUACAUUCCUAUGGACUGUAGCUCUAUAUAACUGUUUAGGAGUAACAAAAUUAUGUCUUAAAACGCUGAUAUGCGCCUGAGUUGAUGUCACGUGAAGGCUUUGACUAUAUAUAGUGCUGCAUUUUGUAUAACCUUUAUUUGGUUUUACUGUCUAGUCACUUUUUACCUGAGUAGUUACAAUUAUCCCUUCUUUGGGUUGUCAAAUGCCUGUGUUGGCUUUCUGGACUUCUUAAGUUGCCUACGAACCACUGUGAUUAACUUUGGGAGGUUUUUAUGUAUCCUUUCAGUGGAACUAUAUGCCUUUUUUCCUUUCCUACAGGAACUUGCACCAUCAGAUGAAGAACACUCUUUUCAGUGAGCUCAUUAAAGCUCGCCUACUUUUUUUAUGAUUUUAAUUCCCUAUGUCUUUGGCAGGUUUUAGAUGAAAUCUCCAUUUUAUUUCAUACUGUUGCUCUAGUCUCCUCUUAACUCUGUUUUUAUUUGCUUUUUGAACUUGUUCAUAUAAGGCAUCCUAAAAUGGUUUUACUUUUGCAGGAACUCAAACAUUUACAGUCAGGAGAGUUGACAUAUAGCUUAUUUCAUUGAUAUUUUGUUAUCUGUCUUGAUUCAUUUGCAGCAGAAUCAUGAGUUUCUAACUGAGUUUUUUUUUUCCUUAUUCAGCAGAUCCCUGGUCCUUCACAAGGUCUAGACUUUGAACAAAUAGAUUCAGCUAUAAGCCUUGAACUCUUGAACCAGGAUAGUUCUGUGGAAGAAUCUAACAGCAGCCAAAUCAGUUGGUGUCUUGUAACCAUGUUGAAGUGUGACUACCCUGCUGUAUCAUUGUGAGUAAUAUAUAGUCUAGUAUCAUGUCUGAUCUUUCGAAAGUAAGGUCCUAUUUGGUUGAACUGGCUUGGAGUCAGACAUCUGGUGUUUUACUUCCACCUAUCUGCAUCUGUUUUUUCUGAUAGUGUUACCCGAAGAGGAAUAUUCCACAGCCAAAUCAGGGGUGUCUAACCGCAUUAAAGUUAGUAACCUGUUGUUCAAUUUGCCCCUCUGUUAUUGCAAAAGAAAGGAUGCCUUUUUGUUGAAAGUGCUUGAUGCCAGAGGUGUCGGGACUUUCUUCGUUCUGAAAAUUAGUGGAUCUUGUCAUCUGUGCCUUGCUGCUGUUUAUUUCGAAUUCAUCAGAAAGCUACUCUUGCUGAUGACAUAUUUACAAGGUGACUGGCAAUAACCAUAAAAAGUCAAUUUUUUCACUCCGGCAUUUCACAGCUUCGUUUAGCAAUAUUUGAGGUUUCGGCUUUGGUGAAAGUAGGGGUCAUCAUAUUCAACAACAACAUACCCAAUAUAUUCCCACAUAGUGGGGUCUGGGGAGGGUAAAAUGUACGCAGUCCAUACCACUACCCCGACGGGGGUAGAGAGGUUGUUUCCGAUAGACCCCCGGCUCAGGACCAAGGACCAUCCUUCAUACCAAACACACCCUUCCACCUCAUAUUCAAGAGUCAAAUAUCAUUUCCCACUGAAAUGUCCUCCAGGAGGAUGAUCAACAUUCAAAUUCAACAUCGACCACUGGGAGAAGGCUUCUUUGUCAGUUGUGUUGCUAAGAUUUGUUGCAACAGAGCUCUGUGACGGCUUCCUACAGAAAAAUGAUUUUUCAGCUUUGCAGUAGGUGCAUUUUGUGUGAAUUUUUUUUGCAAUACGUGGCAUAACUUGGACAACACCAAAUCCACCUGCGAAUAGGGAUUUUGCAAUACGUGGGAAAAAGUUCAUGAAUUCUUGUUGUGGAAUAUCAUACAUUGGUUGCACUGUUAUGGACUGAAAGAAACAACAGACCCUCUGAUGGCAAAACUAGAAACAUACUUGAGCCUUAAACAUAGAUGCAUUUCAUUGUUAGCUGUUUAGUGCAAAUUCAACAUUGUACAUGAUGUAGAUACGAUAAUUCAUCUGAUUGGGGAUUUGCAAUCUGUAACUAUCUUUUGUAUGACUGGCUCACUGCAAGUUUGCCAUUUAUAAGAAAUUUCUGGUGCUUGCAGAGAAAUGGAGAAUACAUCUUUUAACGGUA
Molecule: messenger RNA, 2952 nt
Organism: Capsicum annuum
Lineage: Eukaryota; Viridiplantae; Streptophyta; Magnoliopsida; Solanales; Solanaceae
Exons: 3
Coding region: 353-790 (145 amino acids)
Source: RefSeq, a predicted model, not a curated record